AACAAGAACCGGUGCCAAUAACCCCAUAAAAAAACCGGGAAAAGUUAUUGCCACCGGUUAACCGGUGGCAAAAAUAUAUACUGCCACCAGUUAACCGGUGGCCAUACUUGUUUUUGCCACCGGUUUUGAACCAGUGGCUUUGCAUCAGACUAUUGCCACCCCCCAAAUGCCCACCGGUUCAAAAUCGGUGGCAUAGGGGGGUUUUGAAUCGGUGGCCAAAUGCUUUUUUCUACUAGUGUAUUUUUCUUUUUUUAAAGUCGUUUCUCCUUUGUUUAGGCUUGGGGAUACUCGUACCUGCCUUUCCUAGCCCCCCAGGGUGCUCGGGGCUUCUUGCUUUCCUAUCGGCCGUCGACUGGCGACGAUUAGGAAAAGGCGAGCUACUCGGCGACCCGUGCGUCGAUCGAUCUCCGUCCUUGAAGUUUGAUCGUCCAUGAGGACAUCCGGUAUGGCAUGUUUCGUUGCCGGUUCCGGGCUCUCUACUCGGGACUCCCGGUGCUCCAGAGGACGGACGUUUGGUUUUUAGGCGAGCGUGUUCUCUGGCAACAUUCGUCAGAGGAGCCUGUGGUUCCUGUGGAUCCUUCGAUCCGGAUGUUACGUCUGGAUUUGCUGUCGACCGAGGAUCGAGCUCAAGCGAUCCUUGGUUAUCCAGCGGAUCAGCUGGUGCUGCCGUAUGCUCCUUAUCCGGCUUUCAUUGCAUCCAGGCUGACUCCUUUCCUAGCUUUUGUUCCGCGGGUCGAGCUAGGCGAUUGGGUGCCUUCUACACUGGAGAUCAUGUAUACCGAUGCUGUCGGGUCGGUAAUUCGCGAGAUCCUUCCAGCAGCGGAGGAUGAUGAGGGGAUACCGUUCAUUCCUGAGACGGUUGAGUCGGUUCCGCGGGAGACCGUGAACGACAUGGUGAAGAUUAUACGUGCUUUCCGAGCUGCUUAUCGGAGAGCUCUCAUGACUUUGUCAUGCCGUGAUCAUCGGAUGAUUGCGGUAAGUUUCAUUUCUUUUCUUUUUCAAGGAAGUUAUUACAUUUCAUGUAUUAAUCUUCGUUUUGGGAUUUUGGAUGAUGUACAACAUCCGUCUAGAAAUCGCAGAGCACCCUGAUCCUUUUGUACACAUUUUUGUUAUAUUCUUAGGAAACAAAUGUAAAUAUUAGUUUGUUUUGUUGUAAAUAUGACACUUUUUUUUUGUA
This is a messenger RNA of Chenopodium quinoa (quinoa), 1177 nucleotides long. RefSeq lists its product as uncharacterized. Bases 451 to 1089 code for a protein of 212 amino acids. The record is from RefSeq and is a predicted model, not a curated record. The transcript has 4 exons. Lineage: Eukaryota; Viridiplantae; Streptophyta; Magnoliopsida; Caryophyllales; Amaranthaceae.